UUUCACUGCGCCACUUUCUUGUGUGCUGCCACUGAUGUAAAAGUGUAAUGUCAAUAAAUAUUAUUAUUAUUAUUAUUAUUAUUGGUGUUAUUUUUUAACAAAUUUUUUUUAGGCUUUUAGCAAAUCCUUUUGUAUUACCUUUUUUCAAUUAUUGUAGUACAGUAUGGUUCAGUUGCACUGCUGUUCAUCUUAAUUCAAUUCAGGUUUUACUAAAUAGGCUAGCCAGAAUUAUUUAUUGAUAUUAGACCACCUGUUAAUGAUCUUAUGGAAUCUCUUAACUGGAAGGAUGUAAGCCAACAAUGGGAACAUACUAUUCUUAUAGUGACAUUUAAAUGCUUAUUGGGCACUGUUACUUCAAUUAAUUUUUUACAAAUUGAUUGAUGCCUACUAUAGCAUAAAUACAAGAAGUAAAUUGAAAAACAUUUUAGUCUUACCACAAUGGCAAAGUGAUUUUGGAAAAAGAACUUUUAAAUAUUGCUCAGUAUUACUCAGACAUUCGUAGCAAUAUUCAUUCCCUUUCCAUAAAAUCCUUUAAAAAUUUCAUUUAAUUUACUCAUUUGUUUUUCUUUUGUUUCUUGUAUGCAUUUUUCUUUUAAUUUUGUUUUGUAAUGUAAUGAAUUUAAGAUCAUACACUGGACCUCAGGGAAGAACAGUGUAACAAUACUGACUGAGUAUCCAGAAUAGAGAAUAUAUUUCUAUCUAUCUAUCUAAGCAUCAUGCAUCUGUUUGUCUGGAUUUUAGAUGCUGUCUCAGAAAGAAACUAAUACAUUAUGUAUAACAAUAUAGGUAACAUUUGAAUUUCAUUUACAAUUCAACGACGGCUGUAUAAUGGCACUCUGUACAAAUCUUCCUAUAUUGGCGGUUGAAGAGGCAGUUCAUAUUCAGCAGCUGAUUCAAACAUUUGUAUUUAUAGUAUUCAUAUAUUUGUUUAAACAUGAAAUGUUUAACAUAAUCCACAGGACUUGGCCCAACUGUCCCAGAAAUAGGUCUUGAUCGUUCUAAGUAUGAGGUACACGCUAAAACCUGCUUCACCAUGGUGUCACCAGUAGUUGAGCAGCAGCUUAAGGAUCAGGGUACAAAGUCAGUUAUCUUGUGCGGAAUUGAAACACAGGCUUGCAUCCAGCAGACUACACUGGAUUUAUUGGAGCGGGAUUUUGAUGUUCAUGUUAUUGCUGACGGGUGCUCUUCCAGAAGCAUGGUUGACAGGAUGUUUGCAAUUGAGAGGAUGAGGCAAAGUGGGGCAUUUAUCACGACCAGUGAGGCAAUGCUCUUGCAAUUACUUCAGGAUUCUAAAAACCCAAAAUUCAAAGAUGUCCAAAAACUAAUAAUGACUUCUGCUCCGGACUCUGGUUUACUGUCAAAAAUACCAGAGAAUUAAAUCUGGAGAUUACGAGAACUGUUUAAAAGUCAUCUCAUGAGAUAUAAACAGAUCUGUCAAAAAAACUGUUAUAUGCCCAUAUAUAGUCAUGUCAACUAAAAUUGUUGUCUUGACGGUCUUACCUGCUGAGUGCUUGAAGAUUAACAAAACAUAAAAAUUGUCAUUUUUACCAAUAAGGUAUUGAUAAUGCUACUUUAGUUCAAAACAGAUAUUUUUUAACAAUAAAUAUACAGUAUUAAUAAAAUUGAAAUUUUGUAUUUCAA
Anneissia japonica is the source of this 1641-nucleotide messenger RNA. Its product is annotated as isochorismatase domain-containing protein 2-like. NCBI's taxonomy places the organism in Eukaryota, Metazoa, Echinodermata, Crinoidea, Comatulida, Comatulidae. The record is from RefSeq and is a predicted model, not a curated record. The coding region runs from base 1034 to 1378 and encodes 114 amino acids. The transcript is spliced from 2 exons. Gene Ontology annotation, cellular component: cytoplasm.